AUGGCACCACUCAUGACUAGCGAUUUAGCAGCAUGCGAUAUGGAUAGACAAUCAGUUCUACGCAUUCUCGAAAUCGCACCGUCCAUCUAUCGAGGCCCCGGCGGAUCCAUCGCCGUGUUGAAAGACGGGGAACUAGUCGCUCAGCAUGCCUGGGGCUACGCAAAUCUGGAGGAGCGCAUCCCCAUGACGCCCUCGACACUAAUGCCCAUCUGCUCCAUCACCAAGCAGAUGGUCUGCAUCGUGCUGAAAGACCUCGAGCGCAACCCGACGCCCGAGAUGGCCGCGCGGGGCCCUACGCACGAGCAGCUCUCGGCCAGUUUCCGACGGAUUCUACGGACGGAAAUCACCGAAAGCACCGGCCUCCGCCUCGAGCACCUGUGUCACAUGCAGUCCGGAAUCCGCGACUACUGGGCGAUGACGAUGUUUUGGGGCACCACUCCGGAAGGUGAAUUCGUUAUUCCGAAGCACGCGGACCAGGUGAUCGCGCGGACGACAUCGCUGCAUUUCCCGCCCGGGUCGCAAUACUCGUACUCGAACCUGAACUUUCAUGUGCUGGCUCGGGUGCUGGAGGAUGUCUCGGGAAAGCCGCUCGACGAGCUACUCCGCGAACGGCUGUUCACGCCGGCCCAGAUGGCGACCGCACGUCUAGGUGCAGACACGUCGAAGCUUCCCUCCCCUUGUGAGGGAUAUGAAGGUUCCGAGUCUUUGGGAUUCGUCCGCGCGAUUAACCGCAUGCAAUGGUCUGGAGACGCCGGGGUGGUGGCCACUCUCGCGGAUAUGAUCGAGUAUGAGCGUUAUCUGGACCAGAGCUGGGCGGAUCCACAAAGCAUAUACCGGGAAAUCGCCAAGCCACCGUGUUUUGCGGAUGGGAAUCCAGCAAGUUACGGCUACGGGUUGGGACAUGGGAGAAUUGGAAGCUUUAAAACCAUCGGACACGGUGGCGCUCUCCGAGGGUACCGUCUUCAUCGACUUCAAGUGCCAUCCGAACGGCUGUCCGUUGUGGUCAUGCUCAACAGUGAAGUGGAUGCCAAGGAGGUGGCGACAUACGUCGUGAAGGAAGUGCUCCAUCUUCCAAAGACACUUAAUCCGGCUACCACCCCGAUCAACCUCUCUCCGAGCUUAGCUGGGACGUUUUUCGACCCCGAUGCUCAGAUGGCACUCGAGUUGACCCAGGGCGGACAGAACCGGAUCACCAUCUCCUACGCAAUUUCCCGCGAGACGCUCGCUCUUGUCGAUACCCAGACCGCUCGAUCCGAGACGCUGCGUGCAACCCUCGGCGAUCACUCGAUCGAGCUUCGCCGUAUCAGUGAUAACCGGGUUAUCUCCCUGAGACGUGUCGCUGCACCCCAGGAGCCACCCAAGGGAGAGGAAUACACCGGCCACUACUCAUGUGGCGAGAUAGAGUCCACUUUCCACUGCACUGGAACAGGUGGCAUGCUCUAUGGCUCGUUCGAUGGGUUUUUGGGACAGGGACCGGCCUACCCCAUGCGGUAUCUCGGGGAGGACCUGUGGCUUCUCGCCUAUCCGCGGGGUUUAGAUGCCCCCGCUCCGGGUAACUGGACCCUGGCGUUCCAGCGCGGGGCACAGGGAAACGUAGUCGGAAUGUCCGUCAGUUGCUGGUUGGCUCGGAAGGUUGUCUUUACUAGAUCUUAGUCCUUG
Molecule: messenger RNA, 1659 nt
Organism: Aspergillus campestris IBT 28561
Lineage: Eukaryota; Fungi; Ascomycota; Eurotiomycetes; Eurotiales; Aspergillaceae
Product: beta-lactamase/transpeptidase-like protein
Exons: 2
Coding region: 1-1653 (550 amino acids)
Molecular function (GO): aminopeptidase activity
Source: RefSeq, a predicted model, not a curated record